Messenger RNA from Suillus paluster, 1383 nucleotides. RefSeq lists its product as uncharacterized. Bases 1 to 1383 code for a protein of 460 amino acids. NCBI's taxonomy places the organism in Eukaryota, Fungi, Basidiomycota, Agaricomycetes, Boletales, Suillaceae. The record is from RefSeq and is a predicted model, not a curated record. The transcript is spliced from 7 exons.
AUGAUUCAGCUCUGUGGAAAUGGAACAGCCUGCUCUCUUUGUCAUUGCGGAGGCAAGAACCUGCCCAUUUACAGGUGCAGGGAGUGUUUUGGGAUAGAGAUGAUUUGUCAGAGCUGCGUGGUUGAACGCCAUAGAUGCAAUCCACUUCAUCAAAUAGAGGAAUGGAUGAAAGACUUCUUCAAGUGUGUCUCACUCAAGUCCCUUGGUCUCUGCAUUCAGCUUGGCCAUAACCCUGGUGAGAUCUGUUUGAACAAACAGAGGGCGAAUGGGGAUUAUUUUACCAUUGUUGAUGCCCAUGGGAUCCACAAAAUUGGCCUCAAUUUCUGUGGCUGCGAGAUAGCACAGAUCCAUUACAUCCAACUCCUUUGCACUUGCUGGUUCCCUGCCACAUCCUCCAAUCCUCAAACAGCUGCUACAUUUGCUGUCAUGGAGUUGUUUCAUUUACUGUCCUUUGAAUCCAAAGUUUCACCAUAUGAAUUUUACCAUAGUCUUGCCCGCCGCACAGAUAAUACCAGAAUCACACCAAUCAAGUGGCAUAACCUGAAGCUUCUCAAACGCUCAGGAAGAGGACACCACCCGAAUGGCAUUGGUACUAUGCAAGAAGAGGGAUGGGAGAAUGUGGAACCCAGGUCAAAAUGGAUUUAUGCACUUUUUCUUGCAAUUGAUGCAAAUUUCCGUCUGAAAUGGAAAGCAGUGUCAAGUGACCAGCAUGACCCCAGCCUCAAUGCUGUGUCGUCUUAUUUUGUAGAAGAAACACAGUACAAAUCUUACCUGGCUGAGCAAUUCACGGUGCCACAAGAGGUUCAAUUUCACCUCAACAUGGCAGACACCAAGUCUUCAAGAGGCCUCGCUGCGACUGGUGUAGGGACUGUGGACUGUGCUCAACACAAGAUGAAGCUCACAAGUGGAGUAGGUGAUCUUCAAAAAGGGGAGAAACUACAGUUUGACCGCAAGAACAAGACAGUGCGAUUUUUCGUGCCGAAGUUCCACAUCAAUGCCCACACCCCCGCCUGUCAGACAAAUUUCUCAUUCAAUUACUCUAAGGGUGUUGGUCGCAUGGAUGGGGAAGCACCAGAGCAAGGUUGGGCAAAUGUGAACAGGGUGGCUACCAGCACUAAGGAGAUGGGUCCCAGGGCUCGUCGCGACACACUUGAUGAUAAUUUUGGCGAUUGGAACUGGAAAAAGGUGACAACAUUCGGUCAUGUUCUAUUGCGCAAACUGAAGGAAGCUGUGGGGAGUGCCAAGCUCCACAGUGAUGAGCUAGCUGAGUUGCAGAGUGUGAUAGAUGCUGUGUCCCUGAAUGCAUGGAAAUCCGAAGUUGAGACUUGGGAAGGUGAUAGUUCACAGCCCAACCCAUUUGAGAGCCGCAUAGCAUGUGAGUGA